This is a messenger RNA of Botrytis porri, 1716 nucleotides long. RefSeq lists its product as uncharacterized. NCBI's taxonomy places the organism in Eukaryota, Fungi, Ascomycota, Leotiomycetes, Helotiales, Sclerotiniaceae. The coding region runs from base 1 to 1716 and encodes 571 amino acids. The record is from RefSeq and is a predicted model, not a curated record. The transcript has 3 exons.
AUGACUUUACUUCAUGAGGAAAGACAAGUGAUUCCAGCUGAACAGAGAAUAGUUGUCGAAUCAGAUGUAUAUGGCGAUUCAUCAUUUGCAAAUCAUGAGGUGAUUGUUCCUGAAGCUGCAACACGCAUAAAUCAUGAAAAGACACGCAAAAUACCACUAGGAGUGUUGUGGACUCGAAAGUCUGCAGAGGACACACCUUUGGCGAGCCACAUCUCUACGAUUAAAAAGGGAUCACACGUGGCAAGUAAAUACACUCCUUAUCAACAUGGAGGCGAGCAAAGCUGGAAUUUCGAAAGAUUUGAUUUGAGAAAAAUGGUCGAGGUCGGGGUGCAGAACCUACCCUCUGAUACCCACACGAUGGAAAUGAUGGAGAUGACUUCGAAUGCAAUUGACUCGUUGCGAGAAAUUAUUCGACAACGGGCCAAGUUAAACAAGCCGCUGAAUCAAAGCAACCAUGGUAGCAGGGUUUGGGCUCAGCCAGUUACUAUUGUCCAAGGCGACGCUAUUGGUGUGAUGCUUCAGAGACCUGGAUGGGAGCUAAUAGUGGUCGCAGCACCAAAUCCAAAGUUGUCUCUUGUAAUGGAUGAAUUCGGGUUGACAGGCGUUGCCAAUUAUCCUGUUUUCAUGUCAACUUGGUGGAUAUCUCUACUGAUGCACGACUUUGAUGAUUGGCGCCGGGACUACCUUGCUAUUCUAGACUAUAAUUUCUUUCUCGAACACAACCUAGAUCAGGCUACUGGUGCCCAGCUUUUAUCACGACUGGAGAAGGAUAUGGUAGCAAUUUGGGAUAUGCCAAAAUUUUCAGACGAGCUCCAAAUUCGUAGAUUACACAUGCUCUGUUCAAUGGCCUUCUUUGAUCUGAAACGUAGACACGAAUCCGACUUUCUCGAUCAGGAUACAGACGGACGUACUGUUUGGAUCCACAAAGAUCGAGAUAUCUGGCGAGAUUUCAAAGCUUUAGAUUCAGCUGGCUACUCGCAUUACUUGCCAUAUGGCCCUCGAGUUAAUGGACGCGAUGACAUGAUGCUGGCUCGUUCAGUCAAUGACUGGAUUGAUCUGGCACCUGACUUGCGCUACCAUGAGUGCAAUCAAUCUAUUUUUGUGCUCACUCAAGGAUCAUUGACAAUGUAUGACCUGACAAAAUGUUAUGAACGAACGGUAUGGAUGUUGAACGCAAGUUUUGACUCAGAAGAGCGACGUGUGGGGUGCAAUGGCAUUGUCGGAACCUGCGUAUGGCAGCUCGGUAACCAUCGCCAUGAUUUGUGGUGCUACUACUCCCUGGCUUAUGGUGACUGCUCAGUUGCGCAGCAAUUGGAUCUUUACAAAAUUGCAAACCUCGCAGAUUGCUAUGCUUCGGAUUUCACGCCGAGGACAUUGUCUGACGCCAAGAUGAUAUCCAUUCCGCGUCAAGAAUAUUCAUAUCACGUUCGGGUGGAUAACCUCGAUCAUAAAGGUUCAACUAUGCUCCACACAACAGUCUGCGAUGCCGUCAAAGCUAAACUAAUUCCAGCAACUGCCAUCGAUUACCAGAUUGUUCUUCCACUCCUUCUACGCACGGGACGAAUGAACGAAGCCACUUUCCUGGGCUAUAUGGAUCAUCACGAUUGUAAUCACUUUGCUAAUAUCAUGCGAUCUGGACAUGCUGAUGGAUUUAGCCAUGAGUAUGCACAUGCCAUUGCAGCGUUGGUCAUGGAAGGAUGGUGGUCGGGAAUUUAA